This is a messenger RNA of Trypanosoma conorhini, 3027 nucleotides long. Its product is annotated as putative epsilon-adaptin, putative,AP-1/4 adapter complex gamma/epsilon subunit. Gene Ontology annotation, biological process: intracellular protein transport; receptor-mediated endocytosis. Gene Ontology annotation, cellular component: AP-4 adaptor complex; membrane coat. Bases 1 to 3027 code for a protein of 1008 amino acids. NCBI's taxonomy places the organism in Eukaryota, Euglenozoa, Kinetoplastea, Trypanosomatida, Trypanosomatidae. Gene Ontology annotation, molecular function: cargo adaptor activity. The record is from RefSeq and is a predicted model, not a curated record. The transcript has a single exon.
AUGUCAAAGCUUUACAAGUCGCAGACGCAGCAGGGCCAUUCGCGGGGGUUCUUUGAGUAUAUUCGCAGCGUGGGGGAGUCCAAGUCCAAGCAGGAGGAAGACGUGAUCGUCCGGCGUGACCUCGCUGACCUAAAAAAGGCCCUGUCCUCAAACAACAUUGACAAGCGACUUCUGAAGGAGUACGUUGUGCGCGUCUUCUAUGCGGAGAUGCUUGGCGUCUCUGCGGAGUUUGCCCACAUUCACUGCGUGAACCUUUCCUCGAGUCCUGACCUCCUUUUUAAGCGGACCGGUUACCUCGGCACGUGGCUGACGGUGGGGCCCGAGCACGAGCUCAUGUACCUCAUUGUUUCCAACCUGCGGCGUGACAUGAAAUCCAGCUCCUUCCUCGACAUCGCUGCCGCACUAACGGCUGCCUCGAAGCUCGUGCGCCCCGAAUUGAUGAGUGCCAUAAACACUGAGGUAGUGGGGCUGCUGGGUCACCCCAACGCACUGGUGAGAAAGAAGGCGGUGACCGUUAUGCAAGCCUUCUACAGAAAGUCCGAGGGUCUUAUUGGGGAUAUAAAACUCUUCCGUCAGGCAUUAUGCGAUCGUGACCCAUCCGUCAUGGGGGCGGCACUUCCACUCUUUGCAGACGUCAUUUCUGCGGACCCUGCUUCGCAGCGCGAUCUCAUUCCAACUUUCCUGUCUAUUCUUAAACAGAUUGGCGGGCACCGGCUGCCUCGGGAGUACGAUUACCAUCGCAUUCCCGCUCCAUGGUUUCAGAUGAAAAUUUUGCAGAUACUUGCAAUGCUUAUUGGUGACAAUCCAUCACUUGCUUAUAAGUGCGAAGAGGCCUUGACGGAAGUUAUCACACGGGCGGACAAUGAACUUAAUAUUGGUUAUGCCGUCAUGUGUGAAGCCAUCCGCGUUAUUACCCGCAUUCCCACCAUUCCAGCUCUUGUGGAGCUUGCGGCAGAGGCCAUUGCAAAAUUUCUUUCCGGAAAGAACGCUAAUCUGCGCUAUGUAGGUAUUCAGGCCCUUUCACAGCUUGUCCGACUUGACCCAAAAUACGCUCGUGAGCAUCAGCAGGUUGUUAUGGCUUGUCUAGAAGAUGCGGAUGACACAAUACGUCGAAAAACCAUGCUGCUUCUUCUUGCCAUGUGCAAUGAGGACAAUGUAGACACCAUUGUAACGCGACUUGUGAAGUCGCUUUCGCAGUCGACAGACAAGUAUGUUAGACAAGAUUUCACACGUCGCAUAUGCGAUGCGGUGGAUCGAUUUAGCCCCGAGGCGGUGUGGUACAUUGACACAAUGAAUAAAUUGCUACUAUGCGCUGCCGAGCAUGUCCCUCAGAACACCAUUCAGGGGAUUUUGAAACUUGUCGUGGAAGGCGAGGGUGAGGAUGGAGCAAAGGAUGCGGCUUUCCGUACGUUUUGUGUUGAAACUUACUUUGACCUUCUUGAGGGGUCACAGAAAAAGUUACCGGAGGCCAUCUCUCGCGUUGCCGCAUGGGUGAUGGGUGAGUAUGGGUUUCUAACAAAGCGAAUAAGCAGCACCAUGUUAUUAGAUCGGCUGUGCGAUAUGCUAGAACGGGCCGAGAGCGCCGACACACGAGGAUGGAUUAUUAUGGCCAUGAUGAAGAUUGUUGCUCACAUCGGUGUCAUGCCUGAUAACGUUGAGGAGCUUAUUGCCCGCUUCAAGGAUAGCCGCAGUGUGGCGAUACAGCAACGCUGCUACGAGUUCAGUGAACUUGUGAAGGUGCCGGUGUUGAUGAAGAGGCUGCUGCCGCUGGACGGCUGCUGCGAGGAAAUUGACGUGGAUGAGUCCAUGGGGUUUCUGGAUGGCAUUGUGCAGGAGGCCUUGUUGGCCGGCGCCAGGCCGUACGAAAAGCGGACAGUGCGCCUCGGGGUGAAGGAGGAGGAAACACUCCGCACCGACGCGUACAAGGCGUUGUGCACGGAUGCCGUUGAUAAAAGUAAGCUCGAUCGGGAGGACUUCGAGACGGAGGAUCCGCACAAACUUGUCAUUCGGCCAACCGUAAGGCGGUGGGGGCUAAAAAAUCUUGAGGAGAACGCAACGGCGCUGAAGGAACACCCCGCCGGCAGCCCCAAGGCGUCGACGGCAGCUGCCUCUGUGGAGCAUUUUCCUGACGGACUUGUCCUGCAUCACGUGGACCCGUUUGCAUCUUCGCCAUUGUCGUCGCCCUCACCGUCGCCCCAGCCCGCCUCACGUGAAGGUAUGAAGCCAAGCAAAAAUGAAAAGUUUUUAAAUGACAUUUUUAGCGGUGGCACAAAAAAGAAAUCGACUGUGCGACGUCGGAAGGAGUCGGCGGAGUCUAUGGCGCACGCUGGGAAGGUCUCUGAAGAAGCCCUUGCUGCGGGCCCCAUAAUUGGCAUUUAUAUGGGGUACAUCAGGGACUCGACAACAACGGGAGUUCUGCUGCGGAUCACCGCGAAAGUGGAGGUGGAGAAUGUUAAGGUUUCCUUCAAUGCUCCACCAAACUGCACGCUCCGCACGAUUUCUUGCUCCGCGGCAUCCGCCACAGUGAAUGGAGCCGUGACUUCGUUGGCCCAGCUGCCGGCAAAUCAACCGGUUGAAUUGGGUGUGCAACUGGUGCCUGUUGGAUUUCCGAAGAAGGGUUGUGUAAGCGUAGAUGUUGCGUACCGUAGUGACGUUCCAGACGACCCACAGCGUGUCUCGGCGUCAAGGGAGUUUGGUGCCAAAGAAGUUCUCCGUCCACCAGCGCCGAUGACAACGCCGGAGUUUGGUGAAAAGUGGGUCGGACUCAGUGAGGAGUGCAAGCUGCAGAUGAGCUCUGCCACUCCCUUGACGCCGCAAUCGCUACAGCAGCUGCUGAUGGAGCGAGCAUCGCUGCGUGUGGUGGAGGUGAUCCGCAGUGAAAUUAUUGCGGCUGCCGAGAUUAUUAGCACGCGGAAGCUACUCUUGUGCCAUGUCGAUGUCGUGGCUCCCAACGCCGCCAACGUGACGGUACGGGCAGAUGACAAGGACUUCGCGGAAUACGUGGCGCACACCAUAUCCGCAGCAUAG